Molecule: messenger RNA, 198 nt
Organism: Apodemus sylvaticus (European woodmouse)
Lineage: Eukaryota; Metazoa; Chordata; Mammalia; Rodentia; Muridae
Product: beta-defensin 40-like
Exons: 2
Coding region: 1-198 (65 amino acids)
Biological process (GO): innate immune response in mucosa; defense response to Gram-negative bacterium; defense response to Gram-positive bacterium
Cellular component (GO): extracellular region
Molecular function (GO): CCR6 chemokine receptor binding
Source: RefSeq, a predicted model, not a curated record
AUGAAGAUCUGCUUUCUGCUGCUGAUCCUCUCUCUAUCCUGCUUUCACAUCAACCCAGUUGCUGGCCUUGACACAGUAAAAUGUCUCCAAGGAAAAAACAACUGUCACAUUCGGAAAUGCCCAUGGUUUUUAAUUACAGUUAACACCUGUUAUAAAGGAAAAGGCAGCUGUUGCCAAAAACGUCGUUGGUUUGCCUGA